This is a messenger RNA of Neoarius graeffei (lesser salmon catfish), 867 nucleotides long. It is a transcript of the gene polr2d, whose product is annotated as RNA polymerase II subunit D. The coding region runs from base 201 to 626 and encodes 141 amino acids. Gene Ontology annotation, cellular component: RNA polymerase II, core complex; P-body. Lineage: Eukaryota; Metazoa; Chordata; Actinopteri; Siluriformes; Ariidae. Gene Ontology annotation, molecular function: nucleotide binding; translation initiation factor binding. The transcript is spliced from 4 exons. The record is from RefSeq and is a predicted model, not a curated record. Gene Ontology annotation, biological process: transcription initiation at RNA polymerase II promoter; positive regulation of translational initiation; nuclear-transcribed mRNA catabolic process, deadenylation-dependent decay.
AAUACAGUGACCAAGUAGUGUUUUCUGCACCAAUGAGUGAACGCGCGCUUAAUAUGCAAACGACUUUAUCCUUUCUUUAAACUAUGUAGCUAAAUAUUUAUAUAAUAAAAUUGAGAAUUUUUAUUAUAAGUCCAGUUUCACUUUAGCGUGUUGAUUUAAUUUUACAGCUAAAGUGGUCAAAUUAAAGUGUAAACACCGUCAUGGCGGCUGCAGGAGCGACAAACGUGGGUGAUAUUGAAGAAGACGCCUCACAGCUGUCUUUCCCCAAAGAGUUUGAAAAUUCAGAGACUCUCCUGAACUCUGAGGUCCACAUGCUCCUGGAGCACCGAAAACAGCAGAACGAGAGCGCUGAAGACGAACAGGAGCUCUCCGAGGUCUUCAUGAAGACACUAAACUACACGGCACGCUUCAGCCGCUUCAAGAACCGGGAGACCAUCGCCAGCGUGCGCAGUUUACUCUUGCAGAAGAAGCUCCAUAAAUUUGAGCUGGCGAGUUUGGCCAAUCUGUGUCCCGAAGCUGCAGAAGAAGCGAAAGCCCUCAUUCCCAGCUUGGAAGGUCGAUUUGAGGAUGAAGAGCUGCAGCAGAUUCUGGAUGACAUUCAGACCAAAAGAAGCUUUCAGUAUUGAUUUGUUGUUGUAGUACAGUCACGUCCAAACCUGUGCAGUACACGAGGACUUUUUUGAGAACUGUGCCGCAUUUAUUUAUAACGGAUCGAUCCUCCAUUCCAUAUGUUUUUAAUUCCAAGUUCUCCAUCCAUUGUAGAUGCAUUGUUUAUUACUAUAAAAAUAAAUAUCUCGUGUUUUUUUGUAAAGGUGUUUUUUGUUUCCAUGGUUGAAAACAUUAAAAAAAAAAAAACUUUAUUGCAAA